Messenger RNA from Zea mays, 376 nucleotides. RefSeq lists its product as uncharacterized. Lineage: Eukaryota; Viridiplantae; Streptophyta; Magnoliopsida; Poales; Poaceae. The record is from RefSeq and is a predicted model, not a curated record. The transcript is spliced from 2 exons. Bases 1 to 366 code for a protein of 121 amino acids.
AUGGCGAGAGUUGAGCUGAUGGAGGAGGAGGAGGACGACACAUCUAGAUUAAGUGAGCUUAUCGCUCUCGCAGAGGCAGGAUUACAUGGAGAAGAGGAGGACGACACAUCAAGGUUGAAGAACGAAUUUAUGUCUCAGGCCGCCGAAGAGGUAGAGGCGGAUUAUUACAAGCAGAAGUCUGAUGAGGCUGAGGCUGAGGAUGAGCUAUUCUCCCAAGCUGCAGAUGAAGCAGAAGCCAAUUAUUACAAGAGAACUGUUAACAAGUGUGAUGCAGGACAAUGCAGCAAGUGGAAUGAGGUUGUCGUUGAGGAUUGCGCGACGGAUGACUCCGAAGAUGAGUUACUUAUAGAUUGUGAUUCUGAUUGAAGAAACUUGU